Nymphalis io (European peacock) is the source of this 1535-nucleotide messenger RNA. RefSeq lists its product as uncharacterized. Lineage: Eukaryota; Metazoa; Arthropoda; Insecta; Lepidoptera; Nymphalidae. The coding region runs from base 54 to 1535 and encodes 493 amino acids. The transcript has 10 exons. The record is from RefSeq and is a predicted model, not a curated record.
UUUCAUAUUAUGUAUGUUUUAUAUACAUACAUAAAUAUAUUUUUUAAGCGAACAUGGCAUCUGAAGUGGAUUGUAAAUGCAUAAAGAUAAUUGGUCACUUGGAAGCGGUGAAAUGGCCUUCUAUCCCGAGAAAGUAUCGACCAAGCCCAGGUUUCCUUUCCUUGGCAGAUUGGACUCAGAACCAACACAUAUGGCUGUAUUACGUGGAGAGCUCAGACGGAUUGAUCAUAGAAGAUGAUGUACUUAAAUCUACUCACACUAAGUACUGGUCAAUUCACGAUGUUCAGCGUUAUUUUCUUGGAGAUCACCACUGCGAGCAAGUUCUCUUCACGUACCAGUAUCCAAAUUUAAAGAUGCCAACCACUCUAGGAUGUUAUUUGUGGAAAGCUAAUGCAGCACUAAAGCUGCCGCCUGCACUUUACUUGAAGGAGCUUCAUAUGUCCUUGGAAACAACGUUAAAGAAAAUGGAAGCGGAUGAAGUCCAAAUUGAUCGGCUUAUCUUAUCAGAUCAGUUAAUUAAAAUAGAUCGUCUCGACGAUUUCAAACGAAAAACGUUCUUAAGACUCCUUCAGAAAAUAAUCGGCAUCCAGGAAAGAUUACAAUUGGUGUCACUGGAGAACUUGUGCUGUAAAAGAUUAGAAGGAGUUCGUCUCAUUCAACAACUUGCUUGUUUCGUGGCUCACUCCCUAAAGUACCUAUUCCUCUGGCGUUUCGUUCUGCCCAACGAGAACCCUAUCCUCGUUAAUUAUAGCUAUAUCACUGGUAGCGGGAAACAUAUUGCUAGACCAGAUACUAAGCGAUGCUUUCUUCGAAGUUUGGCAGAAUUAAAAAACCUUCGCGUACUCGCUCUAGAAUAUGCCCAUAUUGCUGAUGGAUCUGGAAACGCGCUGCUUUCGUUGUUGCCUAUACUGCGUCGACCUCACUUUCGUUUACAGCUUAUUUGUCGUGAAGAUCAAAUUCCCGGUCGUGUAGACGCAGCGCUCGGCGUAGGUGGUUACGAAAUUCCCGAUACUGCAUGGCGUCGAGUCGCUAUCAUCUGUCCGGACAUCUAUCUGUUUGUGGCCUUGUUUCGUAUUCGUGACUACGAUAAUGUCCAACGAUUUCUAACGCCAAGUAUGCCGCUACGUGAAGUCCACCUGCAGCUCGGCAUAGACUUGAACACCACACAGCGACAGGAUUCUGAUAUGAGUUGUUUUAUGCGAAUGCUCGCUUAUCGUUAUGCUAGUAUCCUGGUAACACUUAGUAUUCAUCAAUGGCGUUCGACGGAGUUGCCAUUGCGCCGAGUGAUAGAAAUAAUGCCCCAUUUGUCAAGGCUCAUGUACACGGGUCGUAUUUGCGCAUCUGACCUGCACGACGCAUUCACGAUCGUGGCUUGUGGAGUAUGCGACAAAUUGAAAGAACUCAAAAUCCAAAUCCAAGAUGAUGAAAAUAAGGAAACUUACUGGCAAGAGAUUGCGACGAGAUACACUGAGGAAUUUAAAGAUAUAAUGCAACUUUAUCACGUAGAUUUUUCACUUAAUGUGUACAAAAUUUAA